This is a messenger RNA of Xiphophorus maculatus (southern platyfish), 2946 nucleotides long. It is a transcript of the gene vimr2, whose product is annotated as low molecular weight neuronal intermediate filament-like. Gene Ontology annotation, biological process: skeletal muscle organ development. The record is from RefSeq and is a predicted model, not a curated record. Gene Ontology annotation, cellular component: Z disc; cell-cell junction; sarcolemma. The coding region runs from base 699 to 1844 and encodes 381 amino acids. The transcript has 10 exons. Lineage: Eukaryota; Metazoa; Chordata; Actinopteri; Cyprinodontiformes; Poeciliidae.
UAGUGUCGAAGUCCCGAUCCGAACGAGAUGGCGGUUAGUAUUGAAGUCCCGGUUAGUGUCGAAGUCCCGAUCCGAACAGAUGGCGGUUAGUGUCGAAGUCCCGAUCCGAACAGAUGGCGGUUAGUGUCGAAGUCCCGAUCCGAACGAGAUGGCGGUUAGUAUUGAAGUCCCGGUUAGUGUCGAAGUCCCGAUCCGAACGAGAUGGCGGUUAGUAUUGAAGUCCCGGUUAGUGUUGAAGUCCCGAUCCGAACAGAUGGCGGUUAGUAUUGAAGUCCCUGUUAGUGUUGAAGUCCCGAUCGGAGCGAGACGGCGGUUAGUGUUAAUUCAAUAUUUGGAACCACGCCGCCAUUGCUAAAACUACAGGUAGACCACAAAUCUAAAACGUUAUUUUAAUACCAUGUCAUGGCAAAAAUAAAGCUUUGACCACAGUUUUAUAAAGAUUUUUAGGCAGUAAAAAUCACAAACAUACAUGCAACAUCUCCUGCAGGGUGCUGCAUUGUUACUGGUGGAAGGCGGAAUAAAACCCAAUAACUGUCCAGUUUGAUUUAGUAGUUUACUCCUCGGGUACGUGUGAAGUCCUCUCUGAAUGACGUUCAUGCUAUAAGCAGUGAGCUUCACCUCGAUGCCACAUUCCCUGCGGUUAUAAAGCCCGGUGUGGCGCGGCUGGCGCCAUUUUUAUCCCGACCCGAUCCGGAGCCAUGGCCAUGCUCAGAGUGUCUUCAUACCGCCGGCUGUUUGACGACGACAGGCGGAGUCCUAACGGAGGGCCGAGGCUGCACCAGGCCUCCGCCAGGUGUGCCUCUGCUGGCAAAUGUGACUGUGAUAAAGUAGACUUUGUUACAGCCACAGCUCUGAAUAAAGCGGGUCUAGACCGGUUCAUCCAGGAGCGGACCACCAUGGCUGCCCUCAACGACCGGCUGGUCAAACUCAUUGAGUUGGCCCACUGUUUGGAAGAGGAGAACGGCUCUCUUGAAUGUCAGAUUGCUGAUCUGGAGGAAAAUCUGAACGGUCAACCCGCCUCCACCGAAAUCACCUCCACUGCAGCGAAACCGAAGUUCAGCUUGGAGGCAGUGGUGGAAAAACUGUGCAGGCAGAAGGAUGAGAUUAUUUGUGACACAGAGGAGCUGAAGGAAGAGCUUGAAUGUCUCCAGAAGGAGUUUGAAAAAGCUGCCUAUCAGAGGAUCGUCGUCCAGCAGGGACAACAAGAUGCGGCUGAGGCGGUCGAUGCUGUGACUGCAGAGUGUUUGGCUCUGAGGGACCAAGUGGCCGUCUAUGAGGAACAGCUGGCAAACAUGGAGACCCAACACAAGAUGGAGGUGGAGAGCCAGCUGCAGCCAGAUGAAAGGGCGCUGGCUGCAGCUGCGGUCAGGUUUGGCAGCCCUGACAUCACCCCAGCCUUGGAAGUGAAGGAGUACCACCGCCAGCUGGCCGAGAGCCUCCAGCUGGAGUUUGGGGCGCUCUCCUCUGGCAAAAGCGAUGGAAAGAAACUGGAAGCGAGAGGAACUGGUGGGUCAAUGGUCAAAGACCCAACAGAGAUAACUGAUGUGGACGAGAUGAAGACUCUGAUUUCAGAGCUGCAGAAGGAACUCGAUGACCUUGAGAAGAGUAAUGAGGAGCUGUUGGAUGAAGUUGAGGUGAAAGGGGCUGCGUACAUGGAUGAGGUUGAUGAGUUGGAGUUUACUAUAACAGAAAUGAAGCAGCAGGAGGUUGACUUCAAAUCCCAGAUGAAAGAGCAGUGUGAGGAGUACAGGGAGCUGCUCAGUGAGAAGAUGGCAAGAGACAUGGAGAUUGCAGCCUACAGGAGUCUGGUGGAGGAAGAGGAGGUGAGACUCUGCAGCCUGUGACUCGGCCCGAUCCGAUAGACCUCUGCUGGAUCCUCCCCUGAUGCACGGAUUAGAAAACAGACCAGAAAACAUGACAAACGGACCCAGAAUGAGCACUUUGAUGAAGCUUAAGCAUAGCAGUUCUAGCCACUGACAGAGUGAAGGCCUCAGCCAGCUGAUAACAGGUCGCAUGCAGAUGACCUGGAGACUAAAAUGGAUCGGUCUGAAACCUGUAGGAGGCUCGGGUCUGGCUCUACUAUUCCUUUAAAGUGGGAUUUUAUCUCCUCCAGCUCUCUGAUUCCCACACAUUUUAUUCCCUUUGUUUUUAAAGAGGCCCAAUUUAAAGGUGUUAAAUUACAAAGUAAAAAUUUAAGUCAUAUUUGAUUUUUAUAACAACAGAAGGAAACAUUGUUGCUCAAUUAUGCUUCAAAAUGGCUAAAACAAAACAACAUAAUACUGCCCCUUUAACCUCAAAACUAAAUUUUCCAUUUUAUUGCCUUAUUAGGACUGAGAAGUCUGAAUUCUUCAAACAAAACAAAAAUCAUAAAGUGGUGUGAGUUUCUGUAAUGGAUAUUGUUUUGUUCUAAUAAUGAAAGAGUCACAAAGAAAAGAGUUUUGGUGUUACCUUUGUCGUAAUGAUGCAGUUUGCGCCUGGAGAACACAUAAUGCCGCCCCUUUAAAUGCAGAAACACAGAGCCACCUCGUCUGUCACUCAAACUCUUUCUGAUUGCCACCUCUUAACCUUUGACCCCCUUGCUGUAAUCAGACACACAGACGGGCUCCUCCUCCGUCACUGAAAGCGUCCCACCUUGCUUUUGUUUUUACAGUCAGGUCUGCAUGCUGCUUGUGAGAGUAAGCUGUGUUUGCUUAGCAAAUGGCUCGUGAAGUUGUUUUUGUGAAACCUUCAGCAAACGAGCACCUGGAUCUGAGUGAUUCAUUGUUUCCUCUUCCAGAACCAGUGUCCCAAUUUGAUGUCAUUUCACGAAAAAGUGUUCAGCAAAGCAUUCCUCACUAAUCUUUUCCUUAUUGUUAGCAUCAAAGCUGUCUGUUAUCAAUCAUCCUGCACAAGCAUUAAAAUGUACUUGGGAUUUAGAUUAAAUAAAACUGAAUGCUUGAAAAAUCA